Molecule: messenger RNA, 1316 nt
Organism: Phragmites australis (common reed)
Lineage: Eukaryota; Viridiplantae; Streptophyta; Magnoliopsida; Poales; Poaceae
Exons: 8
Coding region: 460-1140 (226 amino acids)
Biological process (GO): protein phosphorylation
Cellular component (GO): nucleus; cytosol; EKC/KEOPS complex
Molecular function (GO): protein serine/threonine kinase activity; ATP binding
Source: RefSeq, a predicted model, not a curated record
GAAACCGCAUUCUUUUCAGCCCGUCUUCGGCCCAAUCCGCAGCGUGGCAGCGCCUAAACCCUACGCUGGACGCUCCCGCCGCGCCGCCUCCACCGCCGCCGUCUUCCUACCCUACCAGAGAAGCGCCGGAGUCGCGAGCUGCCGGCGGCAACCGAACACCACCAACACCCGCACCAGCUACCUAAAGGAAUGGUAGAUUUGAGGUUGGAAGGGAGCUGUGGGAUGAUGCUACAAAGUCUGGUCUUUUGUUACGGUGCUCAGAGGAUCUGUUGGAUCCCUUGAAGACAGAGGUAUUCAGACCAGCUUGUCCAGCACAAAGACUGAGUCCUCAGAGCUAUAAACGCUUGGUCCAAAAAAACAAGAUUAUUGCUGCUGGAGCAAAAAAAAAGGAAACUGCUAUUGCAGCCUCAAGGAAGAAGUAGGGAGUCUAGUUUUUGUUCCAAGUGCACAUUGGACUUUAUGGACACGUCUCAGCAGCAAGAACAGGAUUUUGGUGUACUGCUUAAGCAGGGGGCAGAAGGAAGGGUAUUUGUUUCGACAUUCGUGGGGCGAAAAUGCGUAAUCAAAGAGCGCUUUUCAAAGAAGUACCGGCACCCAUUGCUGGACUCAAAGUUGACUCUAAAGCGCUUAAAUGCUGAAGCUCGGUGCAUGACAAAAGCACGACGGCUUGGUGUGCCUACCCCGGUUCUUUAUGCUGUGGAUCCACUUCUACAUACAUUGACCUUUGAGUAUGUGGAUGGCUUGUCUAUCAAGGAUAUACUUCUUGGGUUUGGGUCAAAUGGGGUUAAUGAGGAACGCCUAAAUGAUAUUGCCACACAGAUAGGGAAUGCUGUUGGCAAACUACAUGAUGGAGGUCUGGUUCAUGGUGAUUUGACCACGUCAAACAUGAUAAUCAAGAGAAGCAACAAUCAAUUGAUUCUUAUUGAUUUUGGUCUGAGCUUCACAUCAACAAUUCCUGAGGACAAAGCGGUGGACCUAUAUGUGCUGGAGAGAGCUCUGAUUUCCAUGCAUUCAUCCUGUGGGGAUGUGAUGGAGAAGAUCCUCGCAGCAUACAGAAAAGCUUCGAAGCAGUGGUGCUCCACCACGAACAAGCUAGCGCAAGUCAGGCAACGGGGCAGAAAGCGCACAAUGGUCGGAUAAAACUCGACCUGGAGUCGAUGGAUGCUACAAAAGGCCAUCCAGGAUCAUUGGACCCCAUCACCACCAUUUCCUCGCCUUGGUUGGUAGCGGUCGAGUGGCUAUGUCUGUUGUAAUAGUUUUAUUCUUCAACCUUGAAUCAAAUAUUGCUGAAAAUAUGUCAGCAGCGUUCAUCUGAA